CUUUGCCAGUCUGCGUACCACUGCAGUCUCUUGAUUGUCUCGCGAUAUCAUCUGUGGUUACGGCCCUUGUUAUGUUGCAACCGAUUUUCGGUGGAAGUGUCCAAUUUCUCAACCCCCACCGGGCCGGUUAUGUCGUCCUUGAACACAGAGCACGGAAUAUGCGACAGAUGGCAUCGAAAUUACGACCAGUUCGGCCCAGAGGUUUUCCAGUGUGAAAAGUGAGCGUGCGAAGUGAGGAUGUCGAGUUUACGGUACGAGGGAUGUUUAUAGUCGGACCAUGGUCGGACAUACAUGUACACCAAGCAGAUUGGCCAAGGUGUGGAGCACAUCUGCCGAUAGGUUUUCCUCCAGAAGGGCGAGAGAUCAGACACUUCACAAAAAGAACUCAUGCACGACUGCACAGGUCCCUACUUGUGAAUAUAGUAAGUUAUAGACUUCAGUUUGUACGAAAACUGUAAUUCAACCACAUGCAUGGACCAUAGACUUCGAGAUUCGUGUGUAUACGAUUGAGAAUUUUGUGGUACUGCUGUCGAGGAUGCCUUGUGGAUUUCUACACGCGUUUAGUAGAAACAUUGACUUUGCAGUUAAUUAAGAUGUCAAGACAAAAGUUGCUGCAUCUACUAAUGCAUAUGUGGUCUGGAUUGUAUAUUUUUAGCUCUGCCCAAUUAUUAAUUCACGGUACUUCGAGCAUCUUUGGUUGGGCUUUCCCGCCGUAUCAACCGUGAACCGGCGCCGGUUGACUCACUAACUGUGACAACAAACUAAAAAUUCCUUAUCGCCAAGGAGAGUGCUAACGCGCUGUACAUAACGUACAUGUACAUGUAAAUGCUGUGGUACAAAAUGUUGUACAUGUUGGAUGGGGGUUCAAGUUCUAUUUAUGGGAUAGACCAGACAUGAUAAAAUAAAACCAACUACAGUGGAUAGCAUAGGAAGUGAUCACCACGCCAUGUGAUACACUGGGCCGGAUAACGGUGACUUCUUCCCGCUCUUAGUCUUAGUACACUGUGAACUUUAGCAACAGUGUCUCUCUUCCGGCUGGUGUUUAUGGAAUUACCUUGUGAAAUAACACUGUGGGGAAAACCAAUUGCCCGUGAGAAACGAUCCUAGCCGCCACCGUGACAUAAAUGUAGAAAAGAGACCAGCGGCCUGUCAUUCCUAAGCCUGCCUUUGCGUGAGAACCACAUACCGAUAUUGCCACGAAUGGAUAUCGUACUUCUUAUAUUUCUGAGUUGAAUUCCACGUGUUCACCAAAGCUUAUCUUGUACAUGGAUCGUGUAUCUAGGAACGAACCAUGUGAUAGUCAUACCUGGACCUGUACAAUAUAUAAAGUACGAGGCAGGUUACAUUAGCGUUUGUCAGUGUCAGUACAGUCAUUGCUGCAGGAGAGAGCAGACCAUUUACCACCAUGACAUCGUUUUACUAUGGAUAUUUCAUCUUCUCAGUGCUAACAACACUGAGUGGAUGUCUCCCCAUACUUACCCAGGCCCAGUAUGCGUUUCGUAGUGAGCCAGAGGAUACCGCCGUUCAGCUCGGUGAGACGGCCACCUUGCUCUGCUCCGUGGAAAACUACCAAAAGACAGCCACCGUGGCUUGGUGGAACAACGCCUUGGGACAAUACAUCAGUCACAAUCGGCAUAUUAAACGAUCCACCCUGGACAGUGACAAGCUAGAACGGUACUCGAUAACUGGUGAUCCAGCUCUCGCAGAAUUCAACCUACAAAUACGGAAUUUCUCCAGUUCCGACGUGGGCACGUACAAGUGUCAAAUAUUCGCUUCGUCCACCACCCUGACCGUGAGAAAAUUUUCCCAUGCCGCUGAACUGACAGUUGCCCCAUUCGACCCUCGGUGUUACGUGGACUCAAAGUCCCGUAUGCCAAUGGUUGGAGACACGGUAGAUUUAGUGUGUGAAUCUCGCAACCCCGACUAUAGCGGCCAUUUAUGGUGGAUGUACGGAGGGAUGAUUUUGAGGGGGAACACGACGCGAUCGCCUGUAGUAAGAAACGUGGUUACGCGCGUUUUGACUGAAGCCGACUACGACGUACGAUUCAUGUGUUUAGAACAAAGUCGCACCUGUUUUCUGAACCCUCUUCGUCGGUACAUCUCAGUGCUCAUUCACACAGCCGUUGCUCAACCGCAAUUAGGAGACACUUUGACCUACAGGUGUGUGGCAAAUGACGACCUGACACCGCUAUCAUACAGCUGGCGCAUCAACGGUGUGGACGCGGCAACAGUCGGGGAUGAGUUGACCAUCGGACCGGUCAAUGCGCCACACAAUGGCAGCGUCAUAGAAUGCGCCGUCAAACACAUGUCUGGAUUUAAAGGCAAUGAUAGCAUGACAUUGCACAUCGAACCUACCGGAGAUGGGACUCGAACCAGUACCCCAGGAUCUACAGACAGUACUCCUUCCAAGAGCACGCUUGGAAUGGUACCAACAGGCACCCACAGUUCCAUUGAUUCUUCUCUUACACCCACUUAUCCCAUUCUCCUUGAUCAGCAAGACGCAUCAACAAAUCAAGAUGAUGGAUGGAAUGGGCUCUUUACGCCAUUCGUAAUCUGCGCUUCAGUGGUGGGGAUUCUCCUCACUACUGUCAUCGUUCUACUGACUGUCUUUCUUAACCGGCAGAGGGCUUCAAAUCGUCGAGUCACUGACGCCGCUAAAUCCAAAGAUGGUGCUGGGGGACCUCCAUCUGACUGCGUCCCCUUGGACCUCGUUGCUAACGGAGAUGGCAUUGUUAAUGGUUCACCAGCCAUCAGUGUUGGAACCUUGAAAGGUUUCAAGAACCCUGCUGGCUGUGGUUCGGUAGAUACCUUUGAGUUAGACUUAGACCCUGACAGUCAGCCCGAGUACUAUACGUUAGAACACAAUUACUACGAGGCCACGGACGUCGGGAGACUAAACUUGACUAUUUCCCGUAGCGAGAAUCAGGACUCUGGAUUUGACGGUAUUGAAGUCUCUGAAACUAUCACUCCUGACUGUGAACUGACUUCUCGCAAUCGCAAGUUUAGUUUCGGUUCUAGUCCUCCCCCACCCGUGCCGUCAAGCUCCGCCCAGCCUCAUACUCCCAUGGCCAUACCACACGAGUUUGAAGGCAGCAGUGCCGAGGCUGAGUCACUAGUUCCCGCGUACGCUGUAACGGACGUUGCACGCUCCUCCCCACCGGCACCGGACUCUAAACGCAUCCAUGCACGGGGAGGUAGUCUGAAACGACCGCUCCCUGCUCGCCCUACUGACAGUGGUUACAGAGCUCCUAAUGUUGUAUUUGCAGACGAGAGACCGUUCCGUCGAAUUGGGAGCAUGAAGUCACUGGGAGAGCCCGCUGUUGGAGCUCUAGCGAGAUCGAACAGUCUACAUCGACCACUCCCGGCAACACCCAGGGAUGGUGUUCUACGAACUCCCUGUACCCCAGACCCUUACCGUAACCCUAACUCCCUCAUCACUCGCAUUCCUCCAUUCUUAACCAGCGAUGCAACCCCAACCAACCAAACGACCAUUUCCACAUCCGAAACUAAAACAGACCCACCCAAAGAAACUGACCAACUCAUUAAAACCAAAGUGCCACAAAAGUACCCGAAACUAACCGUUCCCUUAGAACGGCUGUCUGCAGCUAUUUCAGUAAGCGAAGGUGACUAUGCGGAGAUCGACACUGAUCAAGAACAGGAAGCUAGCGACACAGACAGCUUGAUGUCCAACGGUUCUACCGGGGAAGAUGACGCAACGACUCGCGCUGAAAACGAGAGUCGGAGCACAGUAGAUAUCGAAGAUUUGGCUGGACAUGUCGCAAACGAGAAUACAGGAGUCGCUGGUGAGGAGGGAGUAUUUGAGAACGAUUAUGACUCGGUUGCUGACAGUGACGGAGAGGAAACCGAUCCUGUCCACGGUGAGAAAAACUCGCCUCCCGCCUCUAACUCAAAUUCGGACCACGACCGCCAAAUUCUGACCAAUCUCGAUGAUGCCGUCAAAGUUGUGGAAUAUCAGGAGAGUUCCCCAGAUGAAAAUGCCGAACGACCGGAGGAAUCAGUGAGUCAAAAAUCGCCCUUCUAUGCGAAAGUUAAGAGGCAAAACACCCAGGAAUUCGAGCAGAAAGAAGCGGACAUUAGUGAGGGAAAUUGUACCGAGUUUGACUUUGACGACAUCGUUUCUCAGCCGUGCGUCGUGGACAUUUCUCCUUCAAGUGGGACUUUGAGGAGAGACAUAAGUGAUUUGUGUCAAGAGAGGGCGGUACUACAGAGCGCCGAACCACCGUGUGCUUUGGUGAAAUAAUGUAAAGA
Molecule: messenger RNA, 4269 nt
Organism: Patiria miniata (bat star)
Lineage: Eukaryota; Metazoa; Echinodermata; Asteroidea; Valvatida; Asterinidae
Exons: 1
Coding region: 1406-4261 (951 amino acids)
Source: RefSeq, a predicted model, not a curated record